CCUUCCCCCGCCCCUCCCGCCGCUCUAGCGCGCGGCUCUGGAUCCCAGCUGGCUGCGGGUGUUGGUGGGUCCCGGUGAGGUGCCCGAGGCGGGGCACGCGUUGUGCCGCAGCCGCCCGGACUCUGCGGGGCCGAGACAGCGAGGCGGCCGGGCCCGGCGAGGGCUGGAGCUCACCUGGCCCAGCGGCCGCCCCCCGCACCCGGGAAGUUGGAGAAGCCGUAACUCGGAGAGACGGAGGACGGACGCCGCCAGGAAGCUGGACUUUGUAGAUCAUGUGGUGCAUGGGAACUGAAUUGAAAAUGGAAUUUCUUCACCUGAAUUGAAAGGCUUUAUAACAUUCAGCAUCCAGUAAACUCCUGUUAUAUUCGAGACACUGUGCUAUGCACUAAAAAACCAAGCAAUGGAAGCUUUUCAAAAGUUGACAUAGGCAUGUCUCACGUUAUCUGAUGUGAGUGAUACCCCGCCCAAGAAGCAGAAUUCAUUUAUUGCCUUGCACAUGUAUAAGGAUGCCUUAGAAAAAGAACCAUGGAUAAAUACUGUAAAAUCCAAAAGAUUGGGGAAGGAUCCUUUGGAAAAGCCAUUCUAGUUAAAUCUAGGGAAGAUGGGAAACAAUAUGUUAUGAAGGAAAUUAAUAUCUCACGGAUGUCCAGUAAAGAAAGAGAAGAAUCAAGGCGAGAAGUUGAAGUAUUGGCAAACAUGAAGCAUCCAAAUAUUGUCCUAUAUAGGGAAUCAUUUGAAGAAAAUGGCUCUCUCUACAUAGUAAUGGAUUACUGUGAAGGAGGAGAUCUGUAUAAACGAAUAAAUGCCCAGAAAGGUGUGUUGUUUCCAGAAGAUCAGAUCAUGGACUGGUUUGUGCAGAUUUGUUUAGCGCUGAAACAUGUGCAUGACAGAAAAAUACUUCAUCGAGAUAUAAAGUCACAGAAUAUAUUUUUAACCAGAGAUGGAACGAUACAACUGGGAGACUUUGGAAUUGCUCGAGUUCUUAAUAGUACCCUCGAGCUAGCACGGACGUGCAUAGGAACGCCAUACUAUUUGUCACCUGAAAUCUGUGAAAACAAACCUUAUAAUAAUAAAAGUGACAUCUGGGCUUUAGGCUGUGUCUUAUAUGAGAUGUGUACGCUUAAGCAUGCAUUUGAAGCUGGCAAUAUGAAAAACCUGGUACUGAAGAUCAUCUCUGGAUCUUUUCCUCCUGUUUCCUUGCAUUAUUCCUAUGAUCUCCGUAGUCUACUUUCUCAUUUAUUUAAAAGGAAUCCUAGGAAUAGACCAUCAGUCAACUCCAUAUUGGAGAAAAGUUUUAUAGCCAAACGUAUUGAAAAGUUUCUUACACCUGAGCUUAUUGCAGAAGAAUUUAGGCGUGGAGCAUUUCUCAAAUUUGGAGCUCAUGUACCAGCCAAAAGACCAGCUCAGGGACAGAUCUUUGCAUCUCCUGCUCCUGCACAGAAAAUUACAAAGCCUGCUGCUAAAUAUGGAGUGCCUUUAACAUAUAAGAAAGGGGUUGAAAUGCCUAAAAAAUUCCAUGAAAAGAAGCCACCUUCAAGAUACAAACAGGCCCAACAAACUCCAUUGAAGAAAGUGAAUCCUGGAGAAGAAAGGAGGAAAAUGUUAGAGGAGUUAGCAAUGAGAAGAAAGUUGGAAUAUCAUGAAAAAGAAAAAAAACAAAGGGAACAGAUUAAUUUAUUGAAACACGAACAUAUGAAAAGACAAGAUAAAGAAAGGAUGGAACAAAUAAAUAGGGCCAAGGAACAAGGAUGGAGAAGUGUUCUAAGUUGUGGUGGAAGUGGUGAAGUUAAGGCUUCUUAUAUUGGUGGUAGAAGGGCAGCAGCACCAGGUCCUUUUUCUUCUCGAGGACCGUAUGAACAUUACCAUGCUAUUUUUGAUCAAAUGGAUCAACAAAGAGCAGAAGACAGAGAGGCCAGGUGGAAAGGAGAAGUACAUCGCCAUCGCCUUCCUGAAAGAGGUGUUCCACCUGGAAUACGUCCAGGAUUUCCUAAUGGGGCUGCAGGUCAUCACCAUUCUUCUGAUGCUGAUACAGUUAGGAAAACAUUGAAAAGAUUGAAGGCCGUGUCUAAACAAGCCAAUUCAAACAGGCAAAGAGGACAGCUUGCUGCAGAAAGAGCAAAACAAGUGGAGGAAUUCCUACAGCGGAAACGUGAAGCCAUGCAAAAUAAAGCGCGGGCCGAAGGACACAUGGGUACUCUGCAAAACCUGACAGCUAUGUGUGGAGGCAGGCCCAGUUCUUCAAGAGGAGGGAAACCAAGAAACAAGGAGGAAGAGGAGUACUUGGCAAGAUUAAAGCAAAUAAGACUUCAAAACUUCAAUGAACGCCAACAAAUUAAGGCUAAACUUCGUGGUGAAAAGAAUGAUCCUGAUGACUUCAAAGGACAAGAAGGGAAUGAAGAAAUAGAAAUUAGACGCAAAAAAAUAGAAACACUAAAGGCCCAAGCAAAUGCUCGAGCUGCUGUAUUGAAAGAACAACUAGAAAGAAAGAGAAAGGAAGCAUAUGAGAGAGAGAAGCGAGCUUGGGAAGAACAUUUGAUAGCUAAAGGCAUAAAAAUUGCUAAUGUACCUUCCAGUGAGAAAGCAACAGCCCCUGGUCAUUGCCAGGAACAGCAUGAACCAAGCAGCCCUCCUUCCCAGUUACAGGUGAAGCCUAAUAUGCCAGCUAUCUCCAUCACAUCAGCUUUGAAAGAAGUAGGUGUGGAGAGAAGUUUAAUUGAUAUUCAGGAAACUUCUGAAGAAAUGAAAAUGACUGAUAAUGCUCUUUCAAAUAAACGAGAGAUACUGCGUAGACUAAAUCAAAACCUCAAAGCUCAUAAAGAGGAAGAAAAGACACAAAUCUCUGAAGUUUGUAAAAUAACUAUGAAUGAAGACAUUGAGGAUCAUCAGGAAGAAAAAUCUGUAUCAUCAGAACGUAAGAAAUGGGAGGCAGGAAAUCAACUGGAAAUUCCUCUAGCCAAAUUAACCAUGGAAGAGACUUUUCCUACAGAACUUACCGUGGGAAAUGUUAUUAAACUAGAUAUUGAGGGAUCUCCAAGAAGAACCUGGGGGAAGAGCCCAACAGAAUCUGUUCUGAAGAUUCUUGGAGAAGCUGAGCUACAACUUCAGACACAAUACUUGGAUGAAAUAACACUUAAAAAUGAGGCCUCUGAAGGAAAAAACUACAAAACCUUAGUCUUGGGGGAAAAAGAAAUACAAUUUGUUCCUGUUGAUAAAGAUCCUUCACCUGUUGUUGAUAAAGCUGAUAUGAAAGCCUCUGAAGAGCCAAAACUUAAGGAAGCAGAUGAAUUUUUACAGAUGGCAUUAAAACCAGUUGUGAUAGAAGAAAAAUUGGAUGAACCUGAUGAUUUGGAAGUAGAAAUCUUAGAAGGAUCAAGUAAAGCUAACAAAAAUAUUGACUUGCCUUGCUCUAUUAACGAGGUGUGGCUUAGAGACUCAGAGGAAACAGACUUGAAGAAUAAAAUGAUGAAACAAAAUGAUUUUGAAGCACCUUCUGAAAGAAGAGAUCUGAGUGAAAUGGAAUCACCUAGUAAAGUUCAGAAAGAACCUGGUAUAGAUGAUUCUGGGCAACCUGAACCUAAUCUGAAGAAGUCUCUGCAGGCUGAACCAUUUUUUCACAAAGUCGAUCCUUUUGAAGCCUUGAAAAAAGCUGCCUUUAUUCCAUCAGGUCAUCUUACACAACAACAAUCUUUUCGGGCCCGUUCUGACUCACCAGUAAAAAGUAAAGGCAAGAAUUCAUUGCUAAUUGGACUUUCUACCGGUCUAUUUGAUGCAAAUAAUCCAAAGAUGUUAAGAACAUGCUCCCUUCCAGAUCUCUCUAAGUUGUUCAGAACACUGAUUGAUGUUCCCACUGUGGUAGAUGUAUGUCGAGACAAUCUUGAAAUAGAAGACACUGAAGAAGAACCUAUUAAAGAAGCACCUUCUGAUGGUGAAGAGAUGAUAUUUGGGGAGGCAGACCCAGAUUUACAGGAGCUUCAGGCCUCUAUGGAACGUUUACUUCGAGAACCUAGUGAAGAAUAUAGUGAAGCACCUAAUGAAGAAUCUAGUGAAGAAGAAGAAACUGCCUUAAAGUCCGUCAAUGAGGGACAUGUAACAAAUGGCACAGAACUUGCUGAUGAGGAUGACAACAUAAGCAGUGAAAGUGCUCUCAAUGAAGAGUGGCAUUCAGAUUACAGUGAUGGUGAUAUUACCAGUGAAUGUGGGGAAUGUGAUAGUGUCUUUAACCAUUUAGAGGAACUAAGACUUGAUCUGGAGCAGGAAAUAGGCUUUGAUAAAUUCAUUGAAGUUUACGAUAAAAUAAAGGCAAUACAUGAAGAUGAAGAUGAGAAUAUUGAGAUUUGUUCAACAAUAGUUCAGAAUAUUCUGGGAAAUGAACAUAAGCAUCUCUAUCCUAAGAUCCUUCAUCUAGUCAUGGCAGAUGGAGCCUAUCAGGAAGAUAAUGAUGAAUAAACUUGACUCAGGAUAUUCUCUUGCCUUCUGCUAUGGGAAAUCAUUGGAAUUCUGCCCAGCAGAAUAACAGGAUUCAGUCAGAAAUGUAGCAAAGACACUAUAGAACAAGAACAUCGCUAUUAAGAUGGGCAUGCUGAUUGCAUGAAGGAGCCAAGAAAACAUACCAUUUUAAAAUUAAAAUAUUAGUGCUUUGUGUUUUUUCUUUGUUCCUUGAGUUAAAAAGUUAGUUUCUGUUGAGUGUGUGUGUGUGUGUGUGUGUCUAUAAGGAGACACAUACACACUUCAUGUCACACCAUCCAAAACUUAACAACGACCCUCGACCAGGAAUGGACUUAAUGGUUUUAAAGAAUAUUUAUCAUGAAAUAAGGUAGCAUCAGCUGUUGUGGUAUGGCUGAAAAAGAAUGACCCAUAUUGUGAAAAACUCGCCUGUCACAUUAUAUUCAAGUACUUAGACAUAUUUUUUUCCUAGACAAAUGCUAAAAGGCAGUUUCUGGUGUUUGUUGGUUUUUUUAAUGAGCUAAAUAUACUAAAUUAAAUAAUCUUGUUAAGAUUCCUGUUUGAAUACUUAACAAUUUUGAGGAUGCGGUCUGUAUCCUACUCUAUACUGUAACCAAAAAUGUAUGUUUUUCCAACAGUAUCACCCAAACCAACUUAAUAGAUACAGAUUGAGGCACUGUUCUAGAGAUCAUUGAAAGGUUUGAUUUGCAAAGGAUAGAUGGAAAAUUUUAUUCCUUGAUGUUCAGAAAGUAUAAUAGUUUCUUCCAGUUAUUUUAUAUUUGGACCAGAACCCACAGAAGUACUUGAAAAUUUGCCUGCUUUUGUAACAUUGACCCAACAUGGAGCUUAAAAGCAGCAUCUCCCUGGUUUUCAUCUCUCAUCCACAGUUGCUACAAGGACAAUGAAUUAAUAAAAAGAAACUUCUCCAAUCCCCAUUUUUACUUCAGCAUAAUCAUUUCUUGCAAUCAGCAUCUCAGUGGGAAAAGAUCAUUUGAUGGUUUCCUCUAUUUUCAUUACAAGAAGAUCCAGGUUUCACAAAGUCAAGUAGUUUUUUUUCCUUUGAGGUGAUAGCUGCACAGUACAAUCUCUACCUGCAACAGGGCCAAGAAUUAGAUAGGAAAUAUUUGACAUCCAGAUAGAGGAUGUAAACCUUUGAGCAAAGGCAGCCUGAUUGGCAAAAAUCUCAGAGUUAAAAAUAAAAAUAGUCUUGACAGCAGCAUUCCGUUGAAGUUAUUAUGUAUAUUAUUUUUAACAUUCAAAAAUAAAUACUUGAUUUUUGUAUAUUUGUUUACUUUUGUGAAGUUACUAUUAAAUUUUUUCUUACCUGAA
Messenger RNA from Dromiciops gliroides (monito del monte), 5772 nucleotides. RefSeq names its product NIMA related kinase 1 (gene NEK1). The transcript is spliced from 37 exons. NCBI's taxonomy places the organism in Eukaryota, Metazoa, Chordata, Mammalia, Microbiotheria, Microbiotheriidae. The record is from RefSeq and is a predicted model, not a curated record. Gene Ontology annotation, molecular function: ATP binding; protein kinase activity. Bases 526 to 4446 code for a protein of 1306 amino acids. Gene Ontology annotation, biological process: protein phosphorylation.